AGUCCAAGCCCGUGUACGUGUGCGUGUAUGUGUGUAUAUAGACACACACACCCCCACGCAUGUCACGCACACUACGGCAGGAACUUAAUAGAAGGGCCAGUUGAAGGCCGGCAGGAUAUGGCAGGAGACGAAGAGCUUACGCUGCUCGGGCUGUGGGCAAGCCCGUUCGUGAUCAGAGCGCGCAUCGCGCUCAACCUGAAAGGCCUCAGCUACGGCUACACCGAGGAGAGCCUCUACGACAAGAGCGACCUCCUCGUCAGGUCUAACCCAGUGCACAAGAAAGUGCCCGUCCUCAUCCACAACGGCAAGCCCGUCUGCGAGUCUCAAAACAUCGUGUCGUACGUCGACGAGGUUUUCCCUGGCAGCGGCCAGUCCAUCCUCCCCUCCGAUCCAUAUGAUCGCGCCGUUGCUCGCUUCUGGGCCUCCUACGUCGAUGACAAGUUGUACAGCACGUGGGUGCCCGUCUUCAGGGGCAGCACAAGCAAGGAGAGGGUGGAGGCGGCGACACGGGUCAUCGCCGUCCUGGAGACGUUCGAGCAGCGAGCGUUCGGAGGGUGCUCGCGCUCCAAUGGCGGCCGGGCCAUGGCGGCGUUCUUCGGAGGGGACAGCGUCGGGCUCGUGGAUGUCGUGCUCGGCAGCCUCCUUGGGUGGUUGCAGGCCACCGAGGCCAUCUGCGGGGUCAAGGUCAUCGACGCCGCCAGGACGCCGCUCGUGGCAGCAUGGGCGGAGAGGUUCCGCGCCAUCGACGGCGUCAAGGAGGUGAUACCGGAUGUGGCGAGGCUAGUGGAGUAUAACAAGGGGAGGCGGGCUCGCCUUGGGCUGCCGUUGCUGCUGCCGUCUGUUGAGUUGCUGCAGUAACAAGCUAGCUACUCCUAUCCUUAAUUGAUCAGUACGUGAUGCGCCUGGUGAUCGAGUGCAGCUCCUAUCUUUAUUUGAAGCCCGGUCAAACAAAAUCACGUGCAGAAAUGGACGUCAAAACGAAACUACUGCAGCAGCGGAGGCAUACAAAAUAUAUACUUCUUUGAUUUUUUUUUUGCGAAAGAAUAUACUUUUUUGAUUUAACUAUGAAUAUAUGUAUUACGUGGCAUGCAUGAGCUACGCACGUCUGGUUUUCGUUUUAUAUUUUAAGCUGGCACAUUGGUAUUUGCAAUCGAUUGGUUAGAUCAUUGCAGCCAACUACGGGUGGGUACAAAACCAGAUACCCAACUAUGGGAAAUCUUUUCAUAGGUGACGUUUUAUUUAUGUCAAAAAAACCAAAAUUUGAUCA
Molecule: messenger RNA, 1267 nt
Organism: Panicum virgatum (switchgrass)
Lineage: Eukaryota; Viridiplantae; Streptophyta; Magnoliopsida; Poales; Poaceae
Product: probable glutathione S-transferase GSTU6
Exons: 2
Coding region: 28-858 (276 amino acids)
Biological process (GO): glutathione metabolic process
Cellular component (GO): cytoplasm
Molecular function (GO): glutathione transferase activity
Source: RefSeq, a predicted model, not a curated record